Pectinophora gossypiella (pink bollworm) is the source of this 824-nucleotide messenger RNA. RefSeq names its product meiotic nuclear division protein 1 homolog. Bases 53 to 673 code for a protein of 206 amino acids. Gene Ontology annotation, molecular function: double-stranded DNA binding. The transcript is spliced from 5 exons. Gene Ontology annotation, biological process: reciprocal meiotic recombination. The record is from RefSeq and is a predicted model, not a curated record. Lineage: Eukaryota; Metazoa; Arthropoda; Insecta; Lepidoptera; Gelechiidae.
UCCAAGUGUAGGAGGAACUGUUUCAUAGCCGGGUCGCUGCAAGUAAAGGACAAUGUCUAAGAAACGUGGUCUUAGUGCUGAAGAGAAGAAGAUCAGGAUGUUAGAGAUAUUCCAUCAGAGCAAAGACUUCUUUCAACUGAAGGAAUUAGAGAAAAUAGCUCCAAAAGAAAAAGGUAUAACAAUGCAAUCAGUAAAAGAGGUGCUUCAGAACUUGGUAGAUGACCACCUUGUGGACUCUGAGAAGAUUGGAACUUCUGUCUACUUCUGGUCUUUUCCUAGCAAAGCAAGAAAUACUAAGAAAAGAAAACUGCAUGAUCUGCAGAAUGAGGUAGACGAAUGUUCUAAGAAGUUGAAGAAAACUGAAGAGAGUAUUGCUUCAGAAUCUGUUGGCCGAGAACCUAGUGAUGAGAGGUCUCAAAUUAUUGCAACUUUGGAGCAACAGCAAAAAAAAGAGGAACAACUAAAAAAAGAGCUGCAGAAAUAUAGGGAUUGUGAUCCAGAGUAUAUUGCCCAAUUGAAGACAGAGAUACAGGACUUGAAAACUGCUAUAAACAGAUGGACAGAAAAUAUCUACAUAUUGAAAUCUUUCAUGAAGAACACGUUUCAAGUAGAGAACGAGGUUAUAGAGCAAAAUUUCAACAUUCCACCUGAACUGGACUACAUAGACGUGUAAAGAUUCUGAAGAUUUCUAAAAUUUUCUAGACAUAACCUCACUUUUGUAACCAGUUAUUUCUGGCCUAUCUAUUUAUCUACUAGAAUAUAUUUUCAUGUAGAUGAUUCAAUAAAUGGGUAAAAUACUUAGAAGCUUAAUUUUAGUUCUUGCA